Messenger RNA from Emericellopsis atlantica, 3535 nucleotides. RefSeq names its product mediator complex subunit 16-domain-containing protein. Bases 283 to 3159 code for a protein of 958 amino acids. The transcript has 6 exons. Gene Ontology annotation, biological process: positive regulation of DNA-templated transcription. NCBI's taxonomy places the organism in Eukaryota, Fungi, Ascomycota, Sordariomycetes, Hypocreales, Bionectriaceae. The record is from RefSeq and is a predicted model, not a curated record. Gene Ontology annotation, cellular component: mediator complex.
GGACCCACUUAUCACGACGCCGGCGACGCCAGGUCGACAACUCAAACCCGCACCGUUCAUGUUCACAGCGCGCGACAAAGUAUAUUGGAUUGACUGGGACGCCACAGAUUUUCUUUCGUCAGCUGAUCAGUGUCACUUUCUUAUGUUGAGGCUAUGUACUGCACUUGAUCCAAGGUUUGGCGGUCCGAGGCUGGACCUCGCGUAAUCCAUACUAUCCCUCUUGUCGCGCCCGGGUCAAUUCUUUACAUUUUUGGAUAUCCCUCCCACCGCAUAAUAUUCGCCAUGGCCAUCAUGCUCAACAAUGACAUGCCCAUGUCUCUCGACAACACGGGCGGCGACAUGGCCGACCUGUUUGGCGAUGCGACUGGCCUUCCGCUCCCGCCGGCCAGCAAGCAGCUCGAGUCGAGACUCGACUGGUUGCGCUGUCGUGGCUGCUGCAAGACGAUCGCAUGGUCCAAGAUAGGCACAAUCGCCUCCAUCACACCCAAUGGCCAGGAAAUCGAGAUUCGCUAUCUGCACACUCGUCCGGACAAUGGCGAGUGGGACCUGAGCGACCCCAUUGUCAGCCCUCUAUUGCGUGGCAGCCCGGAGAACCCGUUGGUGCAUCUCGAAUGGGCAGAGACGAACAAUCCGGAAUUGGCCGUGUUUGACAAUACCGGCAGGGUCGCCAUCAUCGUGUUCGCGCACACUGUCAACCAGUCUUGGCUUACUCGGUCCUGGAACGACGAUGCGGUGGAUGCGGCCCAGGCCAUCGCCGGCUCGUACUGGCUCCCCGUCAACCCGUCCACGGGCGGCAGCGCGGGCGACAAGGCACGGCAGAGCUUCAACGUGUCCUACGGGCCGGCGACCAAAGCCGGCGGCGGCAAGGACUGGUCGUACGAGAGCUCUUUCAUCCAUGCGGAUAGCGUCAGCCAUCCCCAGGGCGGUCGCAGCGCCCUCUUGACUGUCACCAUGAGCGGCAUGGUCAAGAUGUUCUGGAUGCAGGGGAGCAACCAGCCCGAGGAAACGAGGCUGGAGCUGGAAAGUUUUGGAAACUCGGACGAACUCAUCACACACGCGGCGUUCACUGCGGAGAAAAAAUAUGUUGAGCUCGCCUACAUCACCACCUCGCGCCAGCUCAAGCUCGUCAAGAUCGACGUCCAAUGGGGCGCACAGCAAGUCCAGUCGGGAGGGCAUCAGGGCACGCGCCAUACCCUCAAACUCAGCGCGAAGAAUUGGGCAAUGACACAACUGCCCUCAGAAACUGUGGAGGAUAUUUCCACGCCGCACAUGACGCAGAUGCUGCUCAUGCCCUCCAUCCUCGACGACAGUGGGAAGAACAUGGUGCCUCCUCUGAUCAUCUCCAUCCGGGCCCGGUCGUCGGGGCACGGUUCGUUCGCGCCAACAAACCAGAGCGUCAUCAAUCGAUGGGAAGCCGUCGAGAAGCCACAUGCGCUCUGCUCGGCCCUAGAAAAGAUGCGGUUACAACGCAACGGCGCCGCGUCCGAGGUGGCCUCAAGUAUGCAGCUGCAGCCACUCGAGCAGAUCGUCUUGGACAAGUGCGUUGUUGGCGUCCAGUCUGCACAGUUUGGCAAGGUCAUUAUUCUGGCGUUUUCGGAUGGCAGCUCGCAAUACCGCGAUAGGUUUACCUUCGCCGAGCUGUAUGCUGAGCGCAGCCUCGAAACAGUGCACCACCUGCGGCAGGUUGGGUGGACGUUUCCCGACGACUGUCAGUGCCAGCAGAUCGCCUUCUCCCCAUCGCACUGUUCCAUGAUUCAGUUGGGCGACAAUGGCAAAGUGCACUGGAGUAAGCUCACUUGUGGCCAGGACGACCUGGGGAGCUCCAUGAAAGACGGCCAAACCUAUGCGGCCACAAUUGCUGGUCUCACAAUCGCAGCAGCCACGUGUGUCAAAUACUCAACAAGCUUUGACGAUGUCAUUGCCGUCGCUCGGCCUUAUCACGCCAACCGCCCAAGGAUGGUCGCCGACUGGUUCCAAGAGCUCACCCGCAUACUGUCCGUACAGACAGACUACGUGCCCGACCAGCAGCCCGAUGCACUGCUGAAGAACGCGCAGCUGGCACCCAUCCUGAGUAUAGGAGUGUCUCUCGGCUACCAUGGGGACCUGCGACCACGCAGUUUCCAGAGCAAGUUCGCGCUGCUUUGCUGCACUAUCCGCAACGUGGCCUUCAACAUCACGAUUGCAACUAAUGCUCCCUUCCCGGUGGCCAGCCGCAAAAGCCUACUAGACGACCACGAAAUCGUUGACUUUCUCGCAAGUACAAUCAAGUGGUCGUUGGAUCUACUCUCGUGGAUCUCGUCGUCUCUCUUUGAGCUCCUGCACGACGCAGAGUUCAUGGCUCGACUCACACCCGAGAGGGCGGCGGAGAUGGGUCCCUAUCUCGAGAAGCAGGGCGAGGUGGCCCUCCAGCUGCUCAUGUGCUCGACAAGCCGGGCCUUCCUCGCCAGCCUCUGCCGCAAAAUAGCGUACAUGGGCCAGACGACAAACAAGGCCAUGGAAUAUUAUCAACUGCACCCCCAUGUGCAAAGUAGCCAAAGCGGACAAGGAGGUCAAGCGGGCAAGGACACCCCCGGCAUGCGCGCGGCCUUUGUGAAGCUACGCAAGGUCUUUGCGCAGAGCCCCAUCAAAGUGGGAGACUUUGAGAAGCUCAACCAGCUCAUCUCGCAGGGCAUCGCGCAAGCGUACGAUGCAUUCCUGCCCAAGAUGGCCAAGAGCCAGAGCCAAGCGCUCAAGGGCAAAGAGGAGGACGAGGCGAUCAAGGCCCUGCGCGCCAUGUUCGAGACGCAGAUGCUCACGGCCACGGUGCCGGUGCCCGGGUUCCUGCCCCUGCUCCGCAAGCUCUUCCACGUGGACCUGCCAGCGUACCGCAAGACGACGGACAUGGCCCGGCUGUUCUUUGACGAGUACUCGAUGCUCACGGUGCAAGGGGACGAGAGCGCCAUCAAGGGGGUGCGGCUGUCGCACAUUGACGCAUUCAGCAAGCAGGUGACGCGGAUGGACGCGAAGAAGCAGUGGAGGCGCUGCGUGCGGUGCACGUCGAUCAUGGAGGACCACGGGAACACGCGCUCGCCGGGCCUGACGUUUAUGGCGGCGCAGAUGCGGCGUUGUCCGUGCAGUGGAUCGUGGGCGUUGCUGCCGGCGGGCAAGGUUGACGCAUAAUGGAGGCGAGGGGAGUUGGUAUAGCAACAGAACAUGCCUUAUUAAUUCAAGCGACGGUUUUCAACAAGUGCACUGGCAGCUCUCGUCGAUUCUGAUGUAGAGGACUCAGUCUGUGUUGAGGGCCACGCAGAGGGUAUGGCUUGCACCAGACAAUAUCUACAGACUAUGCACAUGAACUUCAGCGUUUUUGAAUCAAGAACAGCAAGUGACGAAAAUAGUUUCAGGCAACUAUACGGAGGACGCUUUCAAAAGUCUUUGAAGCGUCCUCCGUACAGAGUCAUUUAGUCGUCGACAAUUGGAAGCAGGUGACUUGGUUCUCGAUCUAGGUUAGGUAGAAAACCCACUGUAGCACCACGUCCAUGUCGAUGGCGGUGAA